Molecule: messenger RNA, 5613 nt
Organism: Chlorocebus sabaeus (green monkey)
Lineage: Eukaryota; Metazoa; Chordata; Mammalia; Primates; Cercopithecidae
Gene: ZNF691
Product: zinc finger protein 691
Biological process (GO): regulation of transcription by RNA polymerase II
Molecular function (GO): RNA polymerase II cis-regulatory region sequence-specific DNA binding; DNA-binding transcription factor activity, RNA polymerase II-specific
Source: RefSeq, a predicted model, not a curated record
CCGGGUUGGGCCCGAGGUCGCGGGGGGAGGCGGACACGACUUCGCGGGAAACUCUGUACACGGCCACUUCACUCUCGCCGAGGAGUUGGAGGCUGCUGCUUUGCUCCCUGGACCGAGUGGGAAGCCAAGGGGCCUUGUGGUCCCUCCGCCCCGACCCUCGGCCCUGGUCCCCGGCCGACGCAGCCAGGUGGCUGUCCCCACCCUAUUCCCCGGCCCUUCUGUUGGGUUUGAGUAUACGGCACUCUGACCAUACGUUUAGGAUCAGCCCUUCCUCCUCUCCCACCCCUCCGGCCCCAAGCCCGCCGGCAAUCUCUGAAACCAGCUCUUGUCCCCUUGGGCCUCCGCCAUUGGCUUCUCCCCGCCCCACAACACACAACCCAGCCUCUUGGGCCCUGGCCCUAUGACACUUCUGGCAGUCUUUGCUCCCUCUUCCCUGACCAGCUCCUGCGACCCUCUGGCUUCCUUGGUCCUCCUCUAUCUUUGAUCCGUUAUCUAGCUUCCCUGUACAAUUACCCUGUUCGUCAACACUUUGCCCUUGGUCUUUCACAAUUCCUCUCUCCCCUUCCUCCCCGCAGCCCUUGACUUGGCCCCAAAGACCUGUAACUUUGGCCCUCCAUACCGCACUAUAGCUUAGCCCCUUCCCUUUAACCUAGCCCCUUCACCGUCAUCAUCUGUGAUCACUAGCCCCAUCUUCUUGGCUCUUACUUCUUAGACCUGGCCCCUUCUCCACUUCUCAGCCCCUUCCACCUAUGCUUCUCUCUGUGCAGCUGAGCCCCCAGGAAGACAAAGCCCAAUAGACCCCUUUUCCCCCAAAAUCUCUGCAGUGUGAUGUGAAAGUGCCUCUGUACUUCAGCUUCAUUCUCGUCUCAGUAGGUAAUUGGCUCUCUAUCUCUGCGCGUCCCAGUCUUACCCAUCCUGCAAGUCUUAGGUCAAAUACCUACUCUUCCAUGAAACUGCUCAACCCUGAUCUCAUCAGGGAGAUACACCUGUGUCAUGUGAACUUCAGCGGUACUGUUUUUAUUUAUUUCCUUCCUUCCCGUCUUCUCUCCUUUUUUCCUUCAGUACUGGUAUAAUGGUUAAAAGCACUGGCUUUGAAGUGAUGGGCAUAGGCCCCAGUUCUGCCACUUACUUGCUGUGGGCCCUUGGUCAAGGUACUUAAUUUCUCUGAGCCUCAGCUUUCUCAUCUCUAAAAUAAGGAUGAUGUGAAGUGAAAUUAGAUGAUUCAUGUAUGGUGCUAAGUUCACAGCUUAGCAUUUGAUAUGAGCUUUGAAAAAUGUUAAUAAUGUGCCAGUGCUGUGUUAGACACUGAGGAGUGGGUACAAAGGUGACUAAGGCCCAGUUCCUGCCCCUGUCCCCUGAACUUAACCUUCUGCAUUGUAAGACAAUUUCUGGAGUUCAUGGUCUGUGUCACUAUACUGUAUCACAAACUGUGAGUGGUAAUCAUAAUCCUAAAUCCUUUUGCUCUUACAUUGACCUAGCAUCCAGCCCUGGGUAGAGCUGGAGCUUGGUAAAUUAUAGGUUCUCAGAAUAGCAAUUUUGGAAUGGAGGCCAAAUAGCUCAUAGCAUAGAGAUACUGUAGCCGUGGGUCAGAUGGGAGCAGGGCAGGGGGUGGGGGAUGGUGGCGUAAAUUAAGAUCACAUUCUGUCACUUAUACAUUCAAAGACAUUUGAGCACCCAGCUUUAUGCUGCAGAAGGAGAUUACUAAUAUGACCCAGUCCCUUUCCUCAAGUUGCUUAUAAACUGCUAGUAGAAACAGACAUGUAAGUAGGUAAUUGCAAACCACUAUAAGGCAAGCACAAGAUUCUGUGAGUGCAUAAAGGAGAAAGGCAGGAAUCAGGAGAUUGCUGAGGAAAAGUGGGUGAGAAUAGACACAAGUAACCAUGAACUGGGUUCUGAAGACAGAGCUGGUGUUUUAUUCAGCUCAUUCAACAAAUACUUAUGAAGGAUCUACUGUAUAUGGCUGCCACUACUCUAGGAGUUUACAUUGGUAAAUUGUAAAAAAAAAAAAAAAAAAAACCCCAAAAAAACACAAAGACACCAGUUCUCAUGGAACUUAUGUUUUAGGGAAGCAGACAAUAAAUAAUUGACAUAAAGAAAAUGUCAGAAGGUAAGAUAUGCUAUGGGGCAGGGGGACUGGGAGCGUGGGAGUGACUUAAAUUUUUUAAAGGAUGGUCAGGAAACAGUGUCUAAGUAUCACGGAAUAGUUUCUCAUGUUUACUUGCAUUUUUGGAAGUAAAGCAAGUCAAUUAUUUUUCAUAUUGAUUAUCUAAAUUCUUCAAGGAACACUAACAGGGAUUGGUAAAUUACAGCUCACUUCCUGUUUUAAAUAAAGUUUUAUUGGAACACAGCCACACUUACUCCUUUAUCUUAUCUAUGGCUGCUUUAAUGAUUCAUGAUACAGUGGCAGAAUUGAAUAGUUACAGCAGAUAUCCCAUGGCCAUAAAUAUUUACUAAAUAUUAUCUGGCCCUUUACAGAAAAAGCUUGUCAAUCUCUGGUUCUUAAAGAGUUGAGGGUCUGUCUGUAUUUCACAUUUUAGAAGGUUAUGUACAGUUUUAUGCUAUUUUUAAGUUAAAAGUUUUUUCUGAAUGAGAUCGUUUAAAAGAUCUUUUUCUUGUGUUCUUCACAGGGCCUGGAUAUAAUGUCUUCAACAGUUGUAACAGCAGCUGCUAUGUGCUGAUUGACAGCAUGUGUCACACACUCUGCUGAGUAUUACAGGCAUUUUUUUCUAAUACAAAGUCUUGUAGUGUGGGUAGGUAUCACAAUUUUAGUGAUGAGGGAGUUUAAGCUCAGAGUGGUUGAAUAAUUUGCAGAGAGUAGUAAAGUUAGUAUGUGUCACAGUUGUAAUCCAGCCCUAAAUGUAGUCAGUACCUCUUUCUUCAUUCUGUGUUUUUUUCCAGAAAUACUUGUAGACUUGAAGGAAUUAUCAGUCUUUCAUUUUCUAUCAUCAGUGUCCUGUGAUAGUUUGUGCUUCCCUCCCUCAUCCCUUUGUUCAUGUCACUCUGUUCACCAGCUCACUCUGCUGAAAUGUCGUUUUAUUUCUUCAAGGCCUGGAGGAAAUGCUUUCACUCUCAUCAGAGGUACUUUUCACCCCAGCUCUUUCCCUGUCCUUGGCUGUAGGAACCUAAAGGAGUCUGUGAGGCUUAGCACACAUUUGCUGAUGUUUGCACAAAUCAAGGCCUGUACUGGGCACUCUUAUGUGUUUAGUUUUGGGGUGGAGUGUGGGGAGUGUGGUUUGUGUGUCUGUGUCUGUGUUUAUCUUUGUGUGUACUUGGUAUGUGAGUGUGUGCUUGUGUGUGGUGUGUGGGUAUAUGUGUGUAGACAUACAUGUAACUAUAUGUGUGUGGCGUGGCAUGUGGCUAAAUGUGUGUGUAGUGUGUAUGUGUGUGGUGUGAUAAUGUAUGGUUGUGUGUGGUGUGUAGGUGUGUGGUGUGUAGUUGUGUGGCUGUUGUGUGUGUGGUAUGAGAAUGUGAGUGUGUCUGGUAUGUGAGUAUACUGUCACAUGAGAAUGUGGCUUUGUGUAUGGUGUGAGUGUGUAUGUGUGAUUCUGCUUGCUUGUGUGCAUGCAUGUGUGUGCGGGGGGGGGCAGUGGGUGGGGCUUUGUGUGGUGUUUGAGAAUGUAGUGGAGGGCACUGACUGAUCAGAAGAAACACAGCCCAGGCCCCACAGUAGGUCCUGGAGGUCCCAGGUAUUAACCCAGAUGUUUACUUGCUAGAUUCUGCUGUGGUCUGGAGAGGGGUACAGUGGCAGAAAUCUCAAGAAAAGGCAAAGCUGGGCCUUGUCACCUAGGAGAGCCUCAAGAUUUAGAGGUUUUGUUUUGUUCAUUUUGAAAUCUGGCAAAUAGAUGGAUACUUGUAAGGAAGGCUUUUCAAAAAGGAUUAAACAUAAAAAGAGUUACAGUUAACUUACAGUUAGGCAGAAAAAUUGCACUUAUCCCAAAAUGAAAGCUCUUCUACUUGCCCAUGAAUUAUAGUCUUGAUUGUCGUUGCUUAGUGGUAUCAAGAAGAGUGACAUUAUUCAAAUGGCACAAAUAUCAUCUGGUGGUGGUGGACAAAGCCGGUGCCUUCUUUUUGCUCUGGGUUCAGAGAUGGGCAGUGAGAAGGAGCAGAGUCCAGAACCACACCUGCCUGAGGAAGGGGAAGGGGGUAAGCCUUGGAGAGUGGAUGACUCAGAGGGUUCUUGGAUCCCACCUGGGGAGAAGGAGCAUGGGCAAGAGAGCCUGUCGGAUGAACUGCAAGAAACUCAUCCAAAAAAACCAUGGCAGAAAGUCACUGUCCCGGCUCGAGAGCCAGGGGAUCCCAUUGCUCAUCCAAGGCAUGAGGCAGAUGAGAAGCCCUUUAUAUGUGCCCAGUGUGGCAAAACCUUCAAUAAUACCUCCAACCUGAGAACACACCAGCGGAUCCACACUGGUGAGAAGCCUUACAAGUGUUCUGAAUGUGGCAAGAGCUUCUCGAGAAGCUCCAACCGCAUCCGGCACGAGCGGAUCCACCUGGAAGAGAAACACUACAAAUGCCCCAAGUGUCAGGAGAGCUUUCGGCGGCGCUCAGACCUCACCACACACCAGCAAGAUCACCUAGGCAAGCGGCCAUACCGCUGUGACAUCUGUGGCAAGAGCUUCAGCCAGAGCGCCACACUAGCUGUGCAUCACCGGACCCACCUGGAGCCAGCGCCCUACAUCUGCUGUGAGUGUGGGAAGAGCUUCAGCAACAGCUCCAGCUUUGGCGUGCAUCACCGCACCCACACAGGUGAGAGACCUUAUGAGUGCACUGAGUGCGGGCGGACCUUCAGCGAUAUCUCCAACUUUGGAGCUCACCAGAGGACCCACAGAGGGGAGAAGCCCUACCGGUGCACUGUGUGCGGGAAACACUUCUCCCGGAGCUCAAAUCUCAUCCGCCACCAGAAAACUCACUUGGGCGAGCAUGCUGGGAAAGAUUCCAGCUGAAGGAGAGCCCCAUUUAGAGUGAGGGAGAGAGAGCGAGAGACCCCAACCUAUUGGAGGAAGAUCUUGAGCAUCUGCUGCUGCUACCUUGACCUCAAGCCCUUCAUCCCACUUUGGAGAAUGGUUUUGUAUUGCCUCUGAAGUCAGGAUCUCAGGAAAUCCUGAUAAGGGACUCUGGAGUAAAAACCCUUGCCUCUUUCCAGGCCAAUUUCUCAUGCUGAAAAGUCAGAGGACCCAGUCUUGGCUUCACUUUCUUGGGGUGAAAGAGAAAUAGGGUAGGCUCAGAACAUGCUCGUGUCAUUAAGGCAGCAGUCCCCUGGCCUUUGAGGAAGUACCUAUGAGAUGGGUGUCACUAUCUGAAGGUUCUCCAAAUUGUCUGUGAACUUGCUUAGGUAGGAGUGCACUGCAGUGUCCUGCUAGUUCCCACCUAUUGUGCCCCAACUUUGCUUCUAGAUCUCUGGGCUGGGAGGAGUGACCUUCUCAAUGGAAGGGGCCUCCUUGGUCUGGAGAAGAGAUCUGAGGUCCUGCCUUAGAAAUGAAAGGGAAACCCUCAGGGAGCCAUGACCCAGGGACCUUCACACUCCCCAAUGUUUGUUACUUGUUAUCCCUCCCCCAACCUCCCCAACCUGCCUCUGUUUUCCCCAGAGUGAUUAGCAGUAAAACCCUUCAAUGAAAA